Messenger RNA from Funneliformis caledonium, 639 nucleotides. The record is from the annotation of a GenBank genome assembly. NCBI's taxonomy places the organism in Eukaryota, Fungi, Glomeromycota, Glomeromycetes, Glomerales, Glomeraceae.
AUGACUAAAAAAUAUAAUAAACGUCCUUCUUCAAAAGAUUACGUAUCUGAAGAUAAGCAUCAACCAAAUCAAACGAGAGUCCCCGUUUUGGUCGAUGUUGUUCAAGAAAACAAAGAAAAAGAUAAAAGGAUUGAUGUAUUACAGGCUCAAGUAGAUGAGCUAAAGGAUCUUUUAAAAACAAUUACAAGAGGAAAACAAAAAGCAAUAGACCCAAAGAAUAAUAUUAUUGAAUUUUCUGAUAAUGAUACGAUGAUAAUAGAGGUAGAAGCUGGAAAAGAAUUUUCACUCCUCGGCUCUGAUCGAAAAGAUCACGAUCACAAAAAAGACUUCCGAACCCUAAAAAAAUCUUUCCAAUCGGGACAGGAACAAGAACAAUCAGAACAUUACGUGAAUGCUAACUUCAACCAGGCGUCAAAAGUACGCAGAACUCAAAAAUGUGAAUUUAAUUAUGAAGAAUUUGCGCCUGAUGAAGAAAAAGCUCCGAAACAAAUUGGUACUUUCUCUUCUCCUCCUCCUCCUUUUGAAGAUUUGAAUAAUGUAAAUAAUAGAGAUGAGGAGAGAGAUAAUAGAAGCAGAAAGAGUAGAAGUGUGAUUUCUGAGGAGUAUGAUAGCAAUAGUGAAGAAACCGACGAUAAAUAA